Molecule: messenger RNA, 984 nt
Organism: Adineta steineri
Lineage: Eukaryota; Metazoa; Rotifera; Eurotatoria; Adinetida; Adinetidae
Source: the annotation of a GenBank genome assembly
AUGUCGGUAGCAACAUUAAAUAAUAUUCGAUUACAAUUAGGUCAUUGUGUUAUACCGAUAUUUCUUGGGCUUGGUAAUUUUGGUAAUUUAUUUACAACAUGGAUAUUGAUACGCACAGUAAAGCAACGAGCGAAUUCAUGUGCACUUUAUUUACUUUGUGGAUCACUUGCGAAUUGGUUCGUCAUUGAUACUGUGCUUGUUUCAUACUUUUAUGGUCUGGAUCAUACUGAACCUAUACAUUUAUCAAAUAUUUUAUGUAAAUUACGAUGGUAUGGAGGAUAUACUUUGUUUAUGGCAUCACGAUGCUUCAUGAUCGCUGCAUGUGUUGAUCGAUGGGCACUUUGUUCACAGAAUAUUAAGAUUCGAUCAUUUUCUCAACCAAAAACUGCCCUUCGUGUCAUUUGUUUUAUUAUCAUAGGUUCAAUGCUAGUGAAUAUUGCUUUGCUCUUCUUUUUCAACAAUAGUUCAGGUCGCUGUGCUGUUAAUCCAUCAUAUAAUUUAGCUUAUACAAGUUAUACUCUUGCGUUCAUCGGAAUUCUUCCUCCAUCGUUAAUGAUUUUAUUUAGUGUUCUUGCUCGACAUAAUUUAAGAAUGAUUCGAUCACGUGUACAACCUAUUGAUGGUGACAGAACUCGUGGUAUUCAUAUACAUAAACGUGAUCAUGACUUGAUCAAAAUGUUAUUUGGUGAAGUAUUGGUUUUUUGUUUAUCAACAUGUCCAUUUCCAUUCAGUGUAUUAUAUAACUUUAUAACAGCUCCAAUUACAUCAGAUAAAACUCCAUUACGAGUGGCUAUUGAAACAUUUAUUAACUUUAUUAUUCAACCUUUAUUAACCUAUACUUAUUGUUGUACUCAAUUCUACGUAUAUGGAUUUUUUUCUGAAAAAUUUCGAACAGAUUUUUUGGAGAUAAUUCAUCUGCAACGAACAAAUCGUGUUAAUCAAGCAACAACAGUACAAACAGUUGGUCCUAGAGAAAGAAACUGA